UUUUCUAUUGCAGGCCUAGGACAUAAACAGAAUUUUCUAGUCAGAUAGUUCUGAGUCCCUCAAAAUAUUGCAGCAAAACAAUACGAGGGACUCGUCAUUCAGAAUGGGGAGGAAAUCCAGUACGUUGGACGCAUCCAUUCUCCAGACUUUUAUCUGAAGCUGGCAGCUUUGGAGGAAGCACUGCUGGCAUUUUAGAACCCAGGACUGUGUCCCUAGAGCUCUGAAGAGAAACACGAUGUUUCUGUUACCAGUAAGAGCCAGCUCUCUCCAUAGCAACUGAAAACUUUUCAAGGCAGCUAUAAACUAAUCCUCUCCAGCUUCCAGAGCACCAUCAAGAAUUUUAAAAACAUUGGACUUCCAGCAGCUAAAUACUUCUGUGGAUUCAAAAGGCCACGAAGCUAGAUACACAGGCUUUCUUUCUCCCUUCAGAAGAUUCCUCAGGUUUCGAGUUUAAGCUGUGAAGUGCAAACAACACUCCAACACUCAGUGCAGCUCAGGCGCUGCAGGAAGAGGAGAUGUGCUUUCUGAGCAAGCACCCAGCUAUUGGGGUGGUAUGUUCCGCUUUCCUGCUCAGCGUGCUCAUUGCUGAAGGACAGCUUGGGGAAGAGCACGGGCAGGAUGGCAGCUCUGCUCCCAGCCGAAGCUAUCUGAUGGAAGUUUUACGCCUUCUUUCAGCUGACAACCCUGAGCUCCACACAAACCACCCACGAGAACUGGUCAGAAUUGUGCUGGAGAGAGUUGAAUGCCCACAGCGGAUUUAUGGCAUGCAAGAGGAUUGUAAUCUGUGUCUUGAACCAGAUGCUAUGUUACUAAUAGCUGGUGGAGGUUUAGAAGAUCAUCUCAGUGAAGAAGUAUUUGAGAGAAUUUCUCUUGUUCUCCUUUACUACAUUCUUCAUCAUAGAGAUGUGUGUUCUUCAAAACUCAACUUGAGUAAUAAGGAUUAUAAAUUUUACCUAAAGAGUAUGCUCAAUUUGAGACAUGACGAAGACUGUUAUUAUUUUUCACGGAAUGAAACAGAAGACAUUUUGGCUGCAGUAAAGAAACAUUUUAAAACUCCUGAAACCCAGUGUGUUGAUGUGAGUACUCUGGAGAAAACUGCUGAUAUAAUGGACAGAGAUGGUGCUGAUGAAAACACUCUUCCACGCUUGGCUGCUUUGAUUAUUACUUUGGCUCUACAAGGAGUCUGCAUGGGAAAAGCAAGCUUGCCCUCCCCAGAAUUCUUUAUAAAAUAUAUUUUCAAUUCUUUGAAUAGUACCACAGAGCUUCAAGUGGCAGAAUUGGAACAACUCCUCAACGUGCUUACAGCCAGAAAGUCCUGCACUGUAAAUGGACAAUUCCAAAGUUACAAAAGAAGAUAUUAUGGUAUGACAAGCACGGGUACUGGAGCCAGGAGCAGUCCAGUCAAAGCAAGCUAUACAGAAGACUAUCUGAAAGAUUAUUAUAAAGAUCGUGGGAGUAACACAGAUUGGGAUCAGGUUUGUUUCUCUGCUGAUGAACUCGUGAAUAUAUUUUUAAAAAAUAGUUCUUCAUCCAUUUCCAAGGAGCACUUCAAGCAAAUGAGUCCAGCAAUUGUUCAGCAACUAUUAAGUUGUUCAUGUCAGCUUCCUGAAUCCAAGCAGACGAAACUUCCACCAACAACUUUGGAAAAAUAUGGUUACAGCACUGUUGCAGUUUUACUUAUUACUGUUGGAUCUAUGUUUGGUACAUCCCUAAUUUUAUUUAACUCCUGUCAAGAAAUCUAUACGCUCAUUUUACAGCUGUUUGUUGGUUUGGCAGUCGGGACCCUUUCUGGCGACGCAUUGCUACACCUUAUUCCUCAGACUCUUGGUUUACAUAAACAUGAAGCACAAGAGGUAGAACAUUUCUAUGAAGGAAAAGAAUACAUUUGGAAACUUUUGGGAAUAAUUGGAGGGAUUCAUGGAUUUUUUCUGAUUGAAAAAUGUUUCUUUCUUUUGGUAACACCACGCGAACAGCAGGGCCUUUCUUUAGUUAAUGGGCACUGGGAACAUUCCCAUGAUCUUCCAAUGGAAUCUGAAUUAAGUGAACAUUCAGGCAGAGACAAAUCUACUUCAACCAUACAGUUGAGAAGCCCAGAAGAUUCUGAGUCGUCUGAAGUUCCUCCAGGCAACAAAGUGAUCAGCACAAAAAAUAACAGAAUUAGCUUGUUAGCAAUCAUGGUUUUGGUGGGUGACAGUCUUCAUAAUUUUGCUGAUGGCUUGGUAAUUGGAGCAGCAUUCUCAUCCUCAACAGAAACAGGUGUGACAACGACUAUUGCUAUUUUAUGCCAUGAAAUUCCUCAUGAAAUGGGAGAUUUUGCAGUGCUACUGAGUACGGGCCUCCCCAUGAAGAUUGCAAUUUUGAUGAAUUUUAUAAGUGCACUAACGGCGUUCUUAGGGCUCUAUAUUGGCCUUUCUGUGUCAACAGAUCCAUGCAUUCAAAACUGGAUUUUUACUGUUACAGCUGGAAUGUUCUUGUAUUUAUCUUUAGCAGAAAUGCUUCCUGAAAUGACUCAUAUUCAGACACGGCGACCCUGGUUGAUGUUUCUUCUACAGAACCUUGGAUUACUAUUAGGCUGGCUUUGCCUCUUACUCUUGGCUAUAUAUGAACAGAAAAUUAAAAUAUAAGUUUUCUUUUGGAAAUCUUGAAGUACCACUUAUGACAGUGGAUAGUUGUUCAGUUUUGUAAUGUCUGCCAUAGCAAUAUAUAAAUUUUCAGGAUUUUUAUAUCUGAACAGUAGAUAACUAUGCCAAUUUAUUAACUUAUUGUUCAGACCUUGGAUUUUUUCUUGUAAACGUAAAUGUUUAGAAAUAUGUUUUAUUUGUUACUGAGUUUCCCAGAUUCCCAUGCUCAAACUCACAGGAGCUUCUGAUUAGUUUUUAUUGAGACUGUUCUGGUUGAAUGCUCUCAGCGAUCACUGCCAGUCUGAUAGAAGAAAAGAAUAAAGCACAUUUAAAUGCAAUAAAGUGGACUAACCAUAGUUGAAUAAUUCGAAGCAGGAAACUUUAUUGUCUCUUAGUGUAAGAAAUAAAUGUAUUCAUACAAAACUAAAAAGUAUAACAAAACUAAACUGUUAAAUUGCAUGCAGCAAUCUGUUUAUAGUAUCUGUCUUGUUCACUUUGCCAGCAUAAUGAACCUUGGUUGUGUUGCUGGUCCAGUGUAGCAGGUAAAAAUGAAGUUCUUGAUCUAGAAAUAUGGCUUCUUUCCCUCAACAUCCCUUCCAGCUUUCUCAAAUCAGGAGAAUCUUCAAGCCAGAUGUUGCUUUUAAGCCAUCAUUAAUAAAAACCAGUAGUGCCUUCCAGCUGUGCCCUCUUAGAGACUGACUUCAACUCCUUCUAACCUGAGGGGGUUUUUUUUGGUGUAAUUAGACCUCUUGGUUUCAAGGGAAUUCUGCCUAAAUUACAGAUGACUCAUUUAAUUUUGCAUUGCAGAAUCAACCCUGAAACUAAUAUAAAAAUUCUGUUCUAAUUCUGAGGUGCUGAGCAGCUUCCAGGAAGUACUGAGCAACAUUCAUCAUUGUGAUGUCUGUUACUUACACACUAUGAAUUACUGGCAUAAGAAGCCCUCCCCUAUCUAAUUUAUGUUUUUAUGUGAGAAUUGAAAUGAAUUCCUUCUUCCUGCUCUGAUGAACUGUGAAAAUAGGGACAGCAAGUUACAGAACAAACAUAUUUUCUUUAUGCGAGUAAAUGCAUCUUUUUCUUCCUUGUCUUAAUCUGCCUUGAAAAAAGGCUCCAUUGUGAUACUGUAUGUCUGUCUUACAAUAUGUUUACUUGACAGCUCCUACUGGAGGUACAAUUAUUUCUAUAUUACAAAGAUCAUGUGUUAUUCUGGAGCACGGUCAGUUCUCAGAGAGAUAUGCUACUUUAUCAUCAAAAUCUAAAAUGAAAAAUAUUGUAAAUAUUAUGCAAUAGCCUUGAUUCAUACAGCUGUGGAUCCCUACUCAUCAACAGGCUACCUUUGGGAAAAAUACUGAAGAUAAUUAUGAAGGUUGUUAUGCACCCAUUUUCUGUGCCUGUUAGUUAAGAGAAUCUGUAGCAAAUACUCCAACGCACAUCUAAGUGUAUAUUUACAUACCUUAAAAACCUUGUCCUAAACAAUUUAUCCAAAGUCACACAGGAAGUUUCUAACUGACUGAGGAAAUGAACCAAUUUGUUUAAAGUCUCAAAGUAAAAUACUAACCUGUUUUAUGUAGGUGUGCAAAUGUUAUGACUGCUUUUUCUGUUGGUUUAACUUUGAAGGCUGCCUAGUCAGCUGACAAGUCUUAGCUUCUCUUUUCAAAGUUUACAUUUUUCAGGAGUUUGUGCUUGUUUUUAUGAAGGUAAGAUUUUUUUAAAAGCAGUUUUCCAGUAUUUCAUCUGAUUGUAUUGGCACUGAUUCAAUGACCUUCAGCUGUGACAGUCAAUUCAAACAAUAGCAGGACACCACUGGACGUAAGCAAAAUCUAUUCCUGUAUCAGUUGGUGUAAAUGAUCAUUGGAAACUUGUUAUUUCAAAAUGCAGAGCUACUGUAAUUUGAAUGCUUACACAUGGUUAAUGUUCACUACAACAGGAAAAAAAGUUACAAACAUAAACAUGUUUUGGCAAUAUUAUGAUAUUCUGGAAUUGUUUUCUAUCAUUAACGUGUCUGAAAAAGGGCACUUAAUUUCUGGCAGUGUGUUCUUUGAAGCUGCAUACAAGCAGAGGUUCACACUGAAAAAAUCUGUGGACACAGUGUUAACGUCUCUUUGGAACAUACCAUCUUUUGACUAUGGAUAGAUGUCAGAUUUCUUGAUCACAUUUAACAAGUAUAUUCGUACAACUUCCACUGUGUGUGCAAACACACUGAACAGAAUGCCUGUACCUUGUUUCUGCCACAGAGACAGUGUGCAUCUGUAUGAGAACCAUUCAGUUACAAUUUGUGGUGCUAUUAACUCUGAAUACCUGACAGCUCACUAGAAUACAGAAGUUUGAAUUCUUGUGGCACCUACAAGAGAACUUUUAUCACUACCAAAACUGAUGCCUCUGCUCUAAUUCAGCAGCUCUACAAUUGGAUACUGAGGAUGGAGAAAUAUCAGAUGUAAAGCAAGUCUGGGCUAUAUUUCUUACAGGGUACUGGAAACUAUUUCUAUAUAUCACUGAACUGGAAAACUAAAUCAGUUCAAAUCAAAGAGAUCCACCUGCAGGAUUCAUCUUUUUGCCAAAGCCCAAGAAAAGCAAUUGAAGAACAUGGGUUUAUGUCCUCACAAGAGAGAAGGUGGUGCAAAAGUAUUCCUACGAUGCAUUCUCUUUUGUUUGUUUUAAAUUCUGUAGAGUUUAUUCAUAGAGAUUUCAAACAAGGCUCUAUUUAAAGCCAGAUAUUUCUUUCUGUUCCUCCAAACCUAACAGCCAGAACAUAUUAUGCCAAUGUUUUCAUUGAGUCAAAUCCUGAGUAAGGGCUGCAGAACUUCAUCGCUUGCAGCCGCUAAAUCAUGGCUGGGUAUCUUUCUAAGAUGUAUGUGAUUGCCCAAACAGUUGCUACAUGUUUGAUGGAGAGAUUACUUGGUGAAGUUUUACAGCCUGUUGGGCAGUUCUGACUAGAUAAUCAUAGUGUUCCUAUAAAACCCUAAAAUAUAUCAAUCUGUAGAAACAGGAUUUUUUUCUGAAAGAAGAGGGUUAGCAUUUCUGUCAUUCAUCUACUCUUAGUUUUCUUGCACUCUUAUGAUUAAAACAAUCAAACAAGAAAAUAUCUUGCUUUUCUACAUAACUUGCUUUUUUACAUAGACAGAAAAUGGGAGAUAAAAGAGAAGGUUUAAAGAAUUUGUUUGUUACAGCGUCUUUUCCAGGAAGUUAAGUAGUAGAAAACCUCAUAAAAAAUAAUUCUAAUUCCAAACUACAAGGGUAAAAGCGUUGACUUUGUACCUUUUGUUUUGUAUAUGUUACACAUUACCCAGUGACUUUUAAGAUAAAUAGUACCUUCUUUGCAGCCAGCUAUCCUAAUGCCCUUAGAAAGUUUCUGGAGCUCAUCUGCAUGUUUUAAAUACUGCCAUCUAUUCCAUCCCUGUAUUUUAUGCUUUAAACAUGAAGGUGGCAACUCGCCAGUGAAGAAAAAAAGGUCUUUUUUAAUAAAAGAAAACAUGGUUAGUUUGGUAUAACAACAUAUCCUUAGAAAACAUACUUGUUUUUCUUUCACCUUGCACUGAAGAAAGCGUAUUAUUAUUGUAACACUUUAUUAGCCUGCAUUUAAAAACCAAAAACAGGUUUAUGUCAAGCCAAGAUUAACACUGAUAAUUUGUAACAGAAGAGUUAUUUGUCAGUGUUUUUAAUUUCUCUUGCUUUACUGUAACCUGUUGUCAGGUCUUCCUUUCAUCUUAAAAAUUAUUUGCCUUCUAUUUUGUUUGCAGCCUUAGGAAUGUGACUACAGAAAGUACAAGCAGUUACACAAUGGCUUUAACCAAAGCAGAAAGUCAUGGAAUGUGUUUUACUAGAGCCACCUUCAUUUCCUUCCCUCAAAGGAGCAAAAAACCCAUGUGCAGAGCCACUGCUGAGAGUCAUGCAGUACGAGCCUUCAUCCUUUUAUGUCUUUGAUAAGAGGGCCUGCAAAGUCAUGGCAUAGCAGCCCAAAGUCAGUGAUAAGCUCCCUAGUGUGGGGGUAGGAGCACAGAGGGCUGUACAAAACACCCUUGUCUGGGGAUAGGACACAGAGGGCUGGCUGCUUCAUGUGGGAAAUAGAUUACAGGACGCAGUGAGGGCCAGGUUGCUAAGGAGCUCUCCCUGAGAGGCCUGCGUCCUGCUCCCACGUACUUCAGACCAGCAGACUUUAAUGGCUGCAGUGCAAGGAUGAAAGGUUUUAUAGUUGCAACGUCCUGUAUAAACUUCUUUCAGGGCAAAUUCCCAGAUAUUUCGUGUUGUCUUGGUUUUGGAGAUCAGGGAUAUCAUAAAAGUAAUCUGGCUGAUAACUCCAUGAGUGCAAGCUCCUGCUGCGCAUCCCGCAGCAUCCCAGCAGAUAGGAUGACCCACAGGAACAUCACUUCUCUGCAGAGGAAUCUCCAAUGAUGCUCUCAUUAACAAAAGAGAAGGCCUCAAGUCAGGGCUGGUGUGCACAUCUUGCCCCACCUUUAUAGCACACCCAUGUGCACACAAAUGAGGAAUGGUGUGGCAGUCCCUCCUUGCCAGAGUCUCAGGGCUGAUGCAUAGAGUGCUAAACGUGGGACUACCUAGCAAAACAAAUCUGCCUAGCAAUCAUCUACAUGUUGGGCCAAUAUAGCACUGACCAGCAGUCAUUCUGUACGACACGUGUCAAAAAUUUUUGUCCUAUUGAAGCUGACUUGGUAAAUCUCCCUCAUCCUUCUCCUAAAGUUGAGCAGAAUCUUGCCUGGACUAUCACAUGACAGAGAAAGGUAGGUAUAAGGAGUUGGACUAAUCACUUACUGUAGUAUAUUCCAGUCUUAAUUUAAGGCCACAACAAUUUCUGCACUCCUUCCGUGUCUGCUAAUGUUGUGAUGAAGGCACCAGGGCAAAGUCUGUGCUGCUCUGCCGGGUACGUGAUGUGUGAGCAAUGCCCAUAUCCCAGGCCUAGCAAUGGUUUCAGUGUCUCUGCCCUUGCGUGUCAGACAUGGCGUCCACUGUCACAAAAACUUGUUGGUUUGUCAGGAAAGGACUUUCUAGUAUUUGCCCUAUCACCUGCUUGUUUGCGCUGUGCAAAUAUCAUAACCCAUAAAUCAGUCCUAUAAAAGGACUUAUUCUUCAUCAUCCACACUGAUGAAUGUUUGUUCAAUACUGGAGCAAUAUAUUGCAACUAUUGUGACUUCUGAAGUUCAGAAAAGGCAACACAGCAUUGGAAAUUUCACUAAGAACUAUGGAAGUAGAGAUUAUUACCUACACCAUAGUAUCAGCAAUUUGAUUCUCCUCAUUUGAGAGACACUGCUAUGAGUACCAGGCACAAACACAAGUCAUUUCGUAUCCACAUUGAAUUGUUUUGGUAUAGCUCUGGUGGUCUUGGGUGGUUUUAUUCCUACCAUCUGGUACUCUGUUCUGCUUUCAGUACUUCAAAAGUCAUCUACAUAUUUCUGUGUAAAUGUUUAGUCUUAGCUCUGGAGCAAGAGCAAACCUACUUUCCAGCUGCUGUUUCGAUCCAAAAAGUGAUGAGAAUUUCAUUUGUUAAAUAUGCACUCAGAAAUAAUCUAUAUAUAUGGUACAGCAGUUCAGCAGUAAAUAGCUGUAAUGACCAGAACAUUUAGAAAAGCAGAACUGGACAGUAUGCAUCUGGUCAUCUAAUGUGCCCAGGUCAGUAUAGCGUCACUUAGAAAACUUGACAUCCACAGAUGAGCUAAAGCCAUGCAUGCAAUUUAUUCCCCAGGUCCUGUACACACGAGUCCAGUGAGUAUUAGAACAACUUUGUCAUUUUCUUGGAGCUCAUUUGUGACCAUUUCUAAUGGAACUUAGACAAGGCUUUAGAAGGAAAGAUGCAGUGGAAAAUAAGGCUUCUUUUAUUUAGUUAAGAAAUGAAUACAAGUGGUGAUACACUUUAAACUGCAUAAUGAUUCAUCAUCCUGCACAAAUGCAAAGCAUCUCCUUUUCCACUUGGAGACAAACAUGGCAAAAUAGAUACAUACCAGGAAAGUCAGAACAAGGAAAUGUCCAAGGAAGAAGUUCUUAUAGGUGACAGGGCAAAUGCCAGUAGAAACAAUAAAUGUGCAAAGCCAAUCAGCUCGUCCUCAUUGUAGUUCAUUCUCUUUGGCAACCAUAAGACCCACGCAAUUCAUUUUGCAUGUUAGUGGAAAAUGUCAUGUCUAAGAAGUAAAGUUUCAACACUGGAAAUAUUUUAAAUAUUACAAAACAGAUGACUUUUAAUAACUCUUAAAUUUGAGAUAUGCAUUAAAAAUAUGAUCCAUAUGUUCAUAGCCAUAUAUUUUGGAAAAUACAUAUUCAUAGUUGAUGAAACCAGUAUAAUUUUAUCUGCAGAAUUUCAAUUCCAUCUCAAGUAAUAAGAAAGAAACAAAGCUUAUGAGACCAUAUUCUAACAUUUCCCACUACCAGAAAACCUACUUUUUAAUUUGGCUUGAAGCACUUGCAAUUAGCAAGAAUAUGCCAUUUUUCUAGACAACAGAACAGCUGACUGUCUGGCAUAUUGUAUUGUGGCAUUACUGGGGAGUACUAAGAAAACAAGACUGUUGCAGUCUUUUCUAGCACAUAAUAUUUUAAUAUGCCAUAAAAGUUCUUAGGUUGGAUGACAAUUAACCCUCCAUCUUCAACAUUGAUUCUCCUUUAUGGAGACACUUUUUUUUAAGAAAUAAUUCCAACGUACUUCACUGAAGAGAGGUGUUUUUUUGUUUUUUUCCUUUUCUCUCCUUGCCUCCCAUUCCAAAACUUAAGCUCUACUAUGUGCUGAAUCUCAGUAUUUGUGGACAAAACCUAAUUUGUUAGAAGAUCUUUUUCGAGAUAUUUCAUAAUUAUAGUGUAUGUAAGACCAUGAGCUUCAUUAUGGAGAAGAAAAACUAGAGCAAGAGCAGUUCAUAACCAUUUUUUUUUGUAUCAGAAAACAUACUCAAGCUUUCUGUGCAUAGAAAGCAUAUGAAAACACAGAAGAAAAAUGAAAAAGAUGUAAAUGACUUUGCAAAUAACAGCACUGAUAUUCAGCACUCAGUCUACAACAGAAUGCAAGUGAUCAGAUCUCCUGCACUUCUUUAAUCACACUUUUUUAAAGCCAUUGCUUCCCAGCUAGCACAUUUUAGCUAACACUGGGCAUGUGCCUAAUCUUUGGUUAUUCUUCAGCAUAACAAUUGCUAACCACUUUCACUUUUUCACUAUACUAGUAUUACAUAUGAAGACAGAGAAAAACAGUUACUAAUAAUGGAUAGUCAUCUGAUUUGGGGAAUAUAAACUGCAAGUUGUUGAUGAUCUCAACUAAAUACUAAUGAACCAAAAAUACACUCUUGAAGCUUACAGUUCAAGUAUGAAUGUAAACCGUAGCUUUAACAUGAGUGGUUUGAGUCUCUCAUAUUCAAAAUAUUUCAUCUCUCCCUCUUUCUCCAGAAUUCACAACAUGAAACAUAUGCCGGAUACAAGAGAGUAAGAACAAACCUACAGGUCUCUAUCUUACUUAAGAUUUAUUUUUAUGUGCAUUUAAGAUGGCUAUUUGGAUAGGAAAAAGUCCCUUCUCCAUCUUCUGCACUUAUCUAUGCCCUGAUUAUGUCACGAAAGACCAGAUUUGUCAGAGAAUUUUUAAGCCUGUUCCCCAGCAGUCUGAAUUAGUGGCUCACAUGCUAAGAAGAAGGAAGUAUUGGCAGAAGAGAUAUUCGUGUUCACUGUGUAUGUGUUUAUAAAUUAGCCUCAGAUUCAGUCUUUGCUCUCUAAUUCUUUUAAUCAGUUAAAAUUACUAAGAAUUAUGGUACGUAAACCACUUCUGAAUUCUUGGGAGAGUUUUUUCUGAUGAAAUGUUAUUCAAAGGGAUAAUUUCUGAUUCGUACUGUAUUAAAAAUAAAACAAAGACAAGCUUUUUCAUGCCUUUAUAACAACAUAAAAAUCCCAUAAGUCUGCACAGGGCCUCUAUUGCUGUGAUCUACAUGAUAAGGAGAUCAUCUGAA
Molecule: messenger RNA, 10537 nt
Organism: Lagopus muta (rock ptarmigan)
Lineage: Eukaryota; Metazoa; Chordata; Aves; Galliformes; Phasianidae
Gene: SLC39A12
Product: solute carrier family 39 member 12
Exons: 16
Coding region: 516-2624 (702 amino acids)
Biological process (GO): zinc ion import across plasma membrane; intracellular zinc ion homeostasis
Cellular component (GO): membrane
Molecular function (GO): zinc ion transmembrane transporter activity
Source: RefSeq, a predicted model, not a curated record